ACUCAAAUUUGGAGGUUUGGGUUCUCCAUUUCUUUCAAACUCUGAUCCCCAGAAAAACAAGAACUCUAAAAAAACUUUCUUUACUACUCUUCAAUAUUAUGGAUCCUUACAAGCACUGUCCAUCGAGCGCUCACAAUACACCAUUCUGGACUACCAACGCUGGUGCUCCGGUAUGGAACAACAACUCCUCCAUGACCGUCGGACAAAGAGGUCCGAUCCUCCUUGAAGACUAUCACAUGUUAGAGAAACUCGCCAACUUUGACAGAGAGCGAAUUCCAGAGCGGGUUGUCCAUGCUAGAGGAAUGAGCGCAAAGGGUUUCUUUGAAGUCACUCAUGAAAUCAGUAAUCUUACCUGCGCCGAUUUCCUUCGAGCCCCCGGAGUUCAAACUCCGGUGAUUGUCCGUUUCUCCACUGUCAUCCAUGAGCGUGGCAGCCCUGAAACUCUCCGAGACCCUCGAGGUUUCGCUACCAAGUUUUAUACUAGGGAGGGUAACUUCGAUAUUGUGGGAAACAAUUUCCCUGUUUUCUUCAUCCGGGAUGGAAUAAAAUUUCCUGAUGUGAUCCAUGCAUUCAAGCCAAACCCAAAGUCUCAUAUCCAGGAGUACUGGAGGAUCUUCGAUUUCUUAUCACACCACCCUGAAAGUUUGAGCACGUUCGCUUGGUUCUUUGACGAUGUUGGCAUUCCACAAGAUUACAGACACAUGGAAGGCUUUGGAGUUCACACUUUCUGUUUCUUGAACAAAGCGGGCAAAGUGACCUAUGUCAAAUUUCACUGGAAACCCACUUGCGGCGUCAAGUGUUUGACGGAUGAUGAAGCAAUGAAAAUUGGAGGAGCUAACCACAGUCACGCUACACAAGAUUUAUACGAUUCAAUUGCUGCUGGUAACUAUCCUGAAUGGAUACUUCAUAUUCAGACAAUGGAUCCUGCUGAUGAGGACAGAUUCGACUUCGAUCCACUUGAUAUGACUAAGAUCUGGCCAGAAGACAUUUUCCCUCUACAGCCAAUUGGACGGUUGGUGUUGAACAGGAAUAUUGAUAACUGGUUUGCUGAGAAUGAGAUGCUUGCAUUUAACCCAGCUCAUGUGGUUCCUGGCAUUCACUAUUCUAAUGAUAAGUUAUUCCAGCUUAGGACCUUCGCUUAUAGUGAUACUCAAAGACACCGUCUUGGACCCAAUUAUAUGCAGCUCCCUGUUAAUGCUCCUAAGUGUCCUCAUCACAACAAUCAUUAUGAUGGAUUCAUGAAUUUCAUGCACAGAGAUGAGGAGAUUGAUUACUUCCAAUCCAGAUAUGAUCCAGUUCGCCAUGCAGAGAGAUAUCCUAUUCCUAAUGCUAUUAUUAGCGGACGUCGCGAAAAGUGUGUGAUACCGAAGGAGAACAAUUUCAAGCAACCUGGAGAAAGAUACAGAUCCUGGACACCUGACAGGCAAGAAAGAUUCCUCUGCCGACUGGUGAAUGCCUUAUCGGACCCGCGAAUCACCCAUGAGAUUCGCGGAAUCUGGGUCUCCUACUGGUCUCAGUGCGACCAAUCUCUGGGUCAAAAACUUGCUUCCCGUCUCAAUGUAAGGCCAAACAUUUGAAGUGUGAAAGGAGAUGAUGAUCCUUUGAGUUGCAGACAGAUGUAAUAAUCCUACUAGAUAUUGAAGACUUCUCCCCUUUGUUAUGUCAUAUGUAAUAAAAUGAGAGAGCUUGAGAGUUUAUAUGCUGUCCUGUUCAUAUAAAAUUACUGCAUUCCAAGCUGCUGUACUCUAUAAUAUAAUGUCCUCUUUUGUGU
Jatropha curcas is the source of this 1771-nucleotide messenger RNA. Its product is annotated as catalase isozyme 2. Lineage: Eukaryota; Viridiplantae; Streptophyta; Magnoliopsida; Malpighiales; Euphorbiaceae. Gene Ontology annotation, cellular component: cytoplasm; peroxisome; plasma membrane. The record is from RefSeq and is marked provisional. Gene Ontology annotation, biological process: hydrogen peroxide catabolic process; response to hydrogen peroxide. Gene Ontology annotation, molecular function: catalase activity; heme binding.